Molecule: messenger RNA, 1549 nt
Organism: Sorex fumeus (smoky shrew)
Lineage: Eukaryota; Metazoa; Chordata; Mammalia; Eulipotyphla; Soricidae
Gene: GPR160
Product: G protein-coupled receptor 160
Exons: 4
Coding region: 432-1445 (337 amino acids)
Cellular component (GO): plasma membrane; signaling receptor complex
Source: RefSeq, a predicted model, not a curated record
GGAGGGGCCGAGACGUCCUCACGCGCCGCCGGGCGACCCUCCCGCGGGGCUCGGGGGGCGGCGGCGACCCCGCCCGAGGGCCCGCGCGCGCGCGCGCGCGCGCUCCGCGGACGCAGAGUUGUCGAGGACCCGGUAGCUGAGCUCAGAGGUGGUGAACGCGUCGGGAGCAGAACUGGUUGGUUCACUGCUGUCCGUUUUGACUUUUCGAAUUUUGGAAAAAAACAGUCACAAAACGAGCGGAUUAAAAUGCCUUUUUGCUAUAGCAAAACGAAAUGCCAAAAAUCAGAAAUACGGUCAUCUAAAGGUGGGAAAGCUGAAAUAGAAUAGGAAGAUCAUCGGCUAAGAUCUACCAGAGAAAAGAGAGCAUGAAAAACAAGGUGACAAUUUUAUUGUUUGCAUUUCAGCAGGCCUUCUGAAAUUUAACUGAAGAUAUGACUCUUUCUUCAGAGAACUGUUCUUUUCAAUACCAGGUACUUCAGACAAAUCAACCCCUUGAUGGUAACUGUUUGCUUUUCUUGAUUAUUCUUGGGAAAAUAUUAUUAAAUAUCCUAACACUGGGAAUGAGAAGGAAAAACACCUAUCAGAAUUUUAUGGAAUACUUUUGCAUUUCUCUGGCAUUCAUGGACCUUUUACUCUUGGUAAAUAUUUCCGUUAUAUUCUAUUCCAGGGAGUUUGUUCUUUUAGGUAUGAGGUUUACGAAAUACCACAUCUGCUUGUUUACUCAAAUUAUUUCUUGUACUUACGGUUUUUUGCAUUACCCAGUUUUCUUCAUAGCUUGUAUAGAUUAUUACCUGAAUUUCUCUAAAACCGCCAAACUUCCAGAUAAGUGGCAAAAAUUAUUUUACAUCUUUACAGUCCUUUUAAUUUGGAUUUCUAUCCUUGCUUAUAUUUUGGGAGAUCCAGCCAUCUACCAAAGCCUGCAGGCACAGCAUGUGACUUCUUCUCAGUGUCCUGUCUGUGUCAGCACGCAGGGCUACUGGCUUUCAUGUUUCAUGGUGAUUAUCCUAUUUAUAGCUUUUCUAGCCUGUUGGACAGAUGUUGUCACCUUGGUCCAGGCUAUCAGGAUCACUUCUUACAUGAACGAGACUAUCCUGUAUUUUCCAGCGCCAUCCCACUCUAUUUAUACUGUCAACUGUAAAAAAACGCUUUUGCCCAAGCUCAUCGUCUGUUUCCUUGGUACCUGGUUACCAUUUGUAUUUCUUCAAGUAAUCAUUCUUUUAUUUAAAGUACAGAUUCCCGCGUAUAUUGAGAUGAAUAUUCCAUGGUUGUUUUUUGUCAAUAGUUUUCUCAUUGCUACAGUUUAUUGGUGUAACUGUCACAAGCUUACGUUACAAGGUCUUGUGUUACCUAUAGAUCCGUUUGUUAGCUGGAAAUGCUGCUUCAUUCCCUUUACAAUCAAUACUCUGGAGCAAAUUGAAAAGCCUAUAUCAAUAAUAGUUUGUUAAUACGUUACCCUGUUUGAAAUAACUGAAACUAACAACCAUAGUUCUAAUUUUACAAAUGGGAAUGAUGAUUCAGAUACACAAAGAAUAAACUGAAACUUUUCAUA